Messenger RNA from Phacochoerus africanus (Common warthog), 5189 nucleotides. It is a transcript of the gene EPB41L4B, whose product is annotated as erythrocyte membrane protein band 4.1 like 4B. Gene Ontology annotation, molecular function: cytoskeletal protein binding. Gene Ontology annotation, cellular component: cytoskeleton. Lineage: Eukaryota; Metazoa; Chordata; Mammalia; Artiodactyla; Suidae. The record is from RefSeq and is a predicted model, not a curated record.
GGGCGGAGGCAAGGGGACGCCCCCAGCCAGGAUGCUGCGGUUCCUGCGCCGGACCUUUGGCCGCCGCUCAAUGCAGCGCUACGCGCGGGGCGCGGCAGGGCGCGGGGCCGCCGGGCUGGGGGACGAGCGCGACGGGGGCCCGCGGGGGGGCCCGGCCGCCGCCGUCUCCACGCUGCCCGCCGCCCCCGGGGGCAGCGUGUUCCCAGCCAGCGGCGGGCCCCUGCUCACAGGCGGCGCGGCCGUGCACAUCUCCGCCGCAGGAGCCUCCAAGGCCACCCUCUACUGCCGCGUCUUCCUGCUCGACGGGACCGAAGUGAGCGUGGACCUGCCGAAACAUGCCAAAGGCCAGGAUUUGUUUGAUCAGAUUGUGUACCACUUGGACCUAGUGGAAACAGAUUACUUUGGCCUCCAGUUCCUCGACUCUGCCCAGGUCGCGCACUGGCUGGAUCAUUCCAAACCCAUAAAAAAGCAGAUGAAAAUUGGACCUGCUUAUGCUUUGCACUUUCGAGUUAAAUAUUAUUCUUCAGAACCCAACAACCUUCGUGAAGAGUUUACAAGGUACCUGUUUGUUUUACAACUCAGGCAUGACAUUCUUUCAGGAAAAUUGAAAUGCCCCUAUGAAACAGCUGUGGAAUUGGCUGCUCUCUGCCUACAAGCCGAGCUUGGGGAGUGCGAGCUUCCAGAACACACACCAGAGCUUGUGUCUGAAUUUCGGUUCAUUCCAAAUCAGACAGAAGCGAUGGAAUAUGAUAUCUUCCAGAGAUGGAAAGAGUGCAGGGGAAAGAGCCCUGCCCAGGCGGAACUCUCCUAUCUGAAUAAAGCGAAGUGGCUGGAAAUGUAUGGGGUAGACAUGCACGUUGUCAGGGGAAGAGAUGGCUGUGAAUAUUCUCUUGGACUGACCCCGACAGGCAUAUUAAUCUUUGAAGGAGCUAACAAAAUAGGCUUAUUCUUUUGGCCAAAAAUUACCAAAAUGGAUUUUAAAAAGAGCAAAUUGACGCUGGUCGUGGUGGAGGAUGAUGAUCAGGGCCGGGAGCAGGAGCACACGUUUGUGUUCCGGCUGGACAGCGCCAGGACCUGCAAGCACCUGUGGAAGUGUGCUGUGGAGCACCACGCCUUCUUCCGGCUGCGGACGCCGGGAAACAGCAAAUCCAACAGAUCGGACUUCAUCAGGCUGGGGUCUCGCUUCAGGUUCAGCGGGCGGACGGAAUAUCAAGCGACCCACGGCGCCAGGUUACGAAGAAGCAGCACCUUCGAGCGGAAGCCUAGUAAACGCUAUCCAUCCCGGAGACAUUCGACCUUCAAAGCAAGCAACCCGGUGAUAGCAGCUCAGUUCUGCUCUAAAACAAAUCCUGAAGUCCAUAAUUACCAGUCUCAGUAUCAUCCCAAUCUCCACCCCGGCCAGCCUCGGUGGCACCCUCACUCCCCAAACGUCAGCUACCCGCUCCCUUCCCCAGGGCUCAGCAGCUCGGACCGGCUGCCUUUUGGUCUUGAGGAGAAUGGGGGCACGCCGUUCACCACCAAAGCUUCCGGAAGGCACCACCAUCACCACCACCAGCACCAGCAUCACACGAACUAUGGCAUCUCGCUGACCCUGGAGAACAAGGAAGGGCCUUCGAGGUCCCCAAACUCCAGCAGUAAAUCCCUCACAAAACUGAGUCCAGGAGGACCUGCCCUGUUCAGUGAAGCUGCUGCCCAUCUGAAGAAGCUGGAACUGGAAACUGUGAAGGCUGCCGGACCCUGGCCUGCUCUGCACAUCAACAUAAAUAAGGCCGAAGAAAAAAAAGUUUCCGAGAAGACUCUCCAGACCCCGCUCUUGCCUUCCCCCGUGGCUGACCAUGUGAAGUGUAACAUUUUGAAAGCCCAGCUGGAGAAUGCUUCCCGAAUGAGUGCCCAGGUUGGAAAAGAGGAAUCAACCUUUGUAAAUAUCAAUAAGAAAUCCAGUCUUCAGGACGCUAAUGUAAGAAGUCCCAUUCCUAUACGUGUGGAAACUACCCAGCCAGCUGUGGAGAAGCCGGAAAUCAAGCCUCCUCGAGUGAGGAAGUUAACAAGACAAUACAGUUUUGACGAAGACGACCUCCCUCCAGACCUGGCCGAGGCCGUGGGAGCGACCACGACCCCAACCACGGCCACCACCACGGCCACCACCACACAGGUCUCUGUGCCUCUGGCGUCCCCCAAGGUCCACAAACUCAGCUCGCCUCAGAAUUCGGAAGGCAAGAGCCAGCUGUCCCCCGGGGCCAAGAGCCCCUCCGACCGAGGAGGUGCCUUUACCUUGGAGCCAGGCGAUCUCCUGAUGGAUUUCACAGAAGCCACUCCUCUGAUAAAAACAUUCCCGGCUGAUCCAGUGACCCCCUUUCCUGAUCCUUUCAUUACAGGGCCACAGUUUACAGCAGACUUUAGAGACAGUAAAUUACAAUGCUGUCCUGGCCAGUCUUCCCCACUGAUUCCAGCAGCGACCCUGAGGCCUUUGACAGAGACCGUGUCCACAGUGCAGACGAUCUACACCACGGAAGCCUGUUUCUCUGGCAGCCAGCACAGAGACCCUCCGGCAGGAACUGGAGAGAGAGAAAAUGAUGAAGAGACUGUUGAUGACCGAGCUGUGAAAUUCUCCCCCUGUCGCCUGGAGGAUGGCGCGGUGCCUUCUGUCCGUUUUUUCUCCUCGGGCUUCGGGUGCUCCCUGAGCACCACCUGCAAAUGUGCGCUCCGUGUGCCCAGGUCUCUGGGGUUAUAGGUGAAGCCAACUUCUGGCUUGACCUUUAUUGGAAAAGUUACUUUAUGUCUCCUGAGUAUGAGAGUUUUUCUGCUACUCAGUGUAUUUGAGACAGGAUGUGGUAAGCCUAGGAGAAGAAAGAUGGGAAAACCGGGAUUCUUUGUCAGAAGUCCCCGUGUGUGCGUAUAUGAAUAACCACGGGGUCAGUGUCGCGCAGAAUCCUUUGCUGUCAGUCUCAACAGUGUGAUUUUGUACAAUUGACACUCACACCCAGCUUUGACUGUUUGCUAAAGAGUCAUUUUUAAUGAGAGAAUAAUUCUUUACUGCUGGUUUUUCAUUUACACCGGUAAAUACGCCGAUCUUCUAACGUCUUUAACAUUCAUUUUUAUUCAGACAUGAGUAAGUGAACUAACCAACGAAAAGUUGCCAUCACCAGGACAGAAGGUACUUCAGCUUAAUCUGAAAUACAAAUUGAACUUGUGAAUGGACAGGCUGCGAUAUUAUUUGGAAUACCUAGAAUUUGUUAUGGAACCCAAAGUAGGAAAUUAUGGUUUAAAUCAUCUAAAAAAAAAUCCUUACAAAGUGAUUUGAUAUCAGAAUUCCUUUGGGUGUUCCAUAAAGGAAAAUUAUUUCUAAAGCUGAUCAACUCAUGUCCUGUUGAUAGACCCUUGACCCGAAGAAACUUUGCUCUCUUUUUAUAUAGUUUCAAGAAAUGUGUUUUUAAAUUUUUAUUAUGCACUUGAACAACUUUGCAGGAAUAAAAGAACCCCCUACCACAAACUAGCCCUCUAAAUUGUUUCCCACGCUUUCUCAAUGAAUACGCACACAUUCUUACAUCAGUAGGAUCAGUGUGUACAUACUCUUGGGUUACUUCCUCCAUCUAACACAUAUCUCCUCUUUUCAGCACUGAUCCUGCUCUCACCAAUUUCAGUUUCCUUAAAUCCAUGUUAACACAGUUAACCUCACUUCUCGCCAUUAUGAGAUAUUUGAGUUAUAUCCAAUUUUUCACUCUUAUAAAUAGUGCUGCUAUGAAUGUCUUUGUAAAAAAAAAAAAAUGUUCCUUCUUUUGGAUUCGUCCCUUGGGACUCUCUUCAAAGAGAGACGACAAGGUCAAAGAGCAUGAAGUAUUUUAUAGCUCUUGUUCCCUAUUGCCAGAUUGCUUUCUAGAAAUACCCCAUCUCUGAGUUGGAAGGACCUUAAACCCUCUAAAUGCUUGAAUCCCCUCUCCAAUUUCUGACGCCACCAGCAAUGUAUAAGCAUUUCUAUUUACCAAUAGUUCUGCCAGUAUUGGGUUGUGCCAUUUUUAUUUAUUUUUGCUCGUUUAAUAAGUGCAUAUCGUUGUUCUUGAAAGGGUGUUUUAUUUCAUUACUUGCUAGCAGGGCUGAGCACUUUUCCAUGUGACGAUUUACUUGCUUGUAUUUCCUCGUGUGUAAAAUGUCCAUCCAUUUCUUAUGACCACUUGUUAAGUGGAAUUGAUCUCGUAUAUUUGUAUCAGAACUGUAUUUUUAUGUUGUAUUGUAUAGUUUGCUCUCCUGUCCCUAUCCUUAAAACUGAAUGGUGCCAAUAAUUUGAUACUAAUGAUUAUAAAAAAAAGCAAUGCCUCAUUGACUAGCAUUGUUGUAAAAUGAGGUAAUAUAAGCAGAUAUUCAGAUAACAGAGGAUUAACCCUUAAAGUGCUGAAUCUUUAAAAUUUUAAUAUUUUUUUGAGGGAAAUUCUUUCUAAAAUAGAUGACGCACUUCCCUGCCUUAGGAAGCAGAGGACACUGGAGAGUCUUUGAUCUUUGCUUGAUGAGUCACGGUCAUCGUUACAAAUAUCAGCCCCUUUUGUACCUCAGUGUGGUGCAGUGAUGUCAUCAAGAGCUGUCAAAAUGUGCAGGGCUUGGCUUGCCUUUCCCAGGCUAACACUGUUUUCAUCAAUGGUGUGCACUGCUGUCUGCUCUUUCGGUCAAGCCAUCUGGGGCAACUGUGGUAUUUGGAAAUUUUUACUCCCCAGGCUACCUGAUCCCUGUCUGGACUUUGGAAACAGCUUUAGCCAUUCUUUAUGUUGUGCACACGAUGCCAAAUGUAUUGCUGUACAAUACGGGGGCGGGGGGGGGGGGACAUAUCCGCGUCUGGGGUUGUCCCCUCUUGCCAAUCCCUCCUCUUCUAACCUGCUUUCUGAGUCUUCUGCUCUUCACCUCCUGCUCUCCGACAGAAACCUCCAGAGCACAAUGGAAGCUUUCUUGAGGAAACCAGGGAACUCCGUGUUACCUACCCAUCAGGUUGGCUUUGCUUCUGAGGAGGGCUGCAUGGGCUUUUUGGCCAUUGUUUUCAGGAGGCUCCAAGCCUGCUGCUUAUUCCCCAUGUCCCCCUGGGUUCACGGAUGUUUCUGAAGGCGGAUGUCACGGGAUCACAAACAAGUUGGCUGUUACUGUGUAUGAAAACCCAGUACCUUUGGCAGCUCCACUCUAACCAGUAAAAUCAAGAGGAUUCCAUUGUU